Molecule: messenger RNA, 2623 nt
Organism: Rhagoletis zephyria (snowberry fruit fly)
Lineage: Eukaryota; Metazoa; Arthropoda; Insecta; Diptera; Tephritidae
Product: phosphoribosylformylglycinamidine synthase-like
Biological process (GO): purine nucleotide biosynthetic process
Cellular component (GO): cytoplasm
Molecular function (GO): phosphoribosylformylglycinamidine synthase activity
Source: RefSeq, a predicted model, not a curated record
ACGCGAAUCAAGAUCGGUUAUUAAUGCAUACAUUUGUACAUAAAAUAAAACCAAAACAAAUUUCUUUAUUAGUUAUAAAUUAACCAGGGUGUUGUAUGUAGUGUUUUCACGGUACGGUCGUUUCGAAAUAAAGUUUCACUAUAUAAAAACAUUUUGAUAUUCAGAAGCAUUGAUUGAAGUGAUAGUCACCAUGCCGAUCCUACGAUAUUAUUCAAAACACACAUGGAGCGAAUCCCAUAAGUUAAGAAUAUUAAAACAAAUGCAUCAAAUUUGUGAAAAUAUUUCUGCAUUAGAACUGGAGAUAUGCUAUCAUGUAGAAUCAACUACUCCAAUUGGAAUCGAUACACAGCAAGAAUUUCUGCUGCGGUGGUUACUAAAAGAGGCACAAUGCGACGUAUCUUCAUUAAAGAAUAAAAGCUCAUUCAUUAGCCAAUCCCAUUCCUGUCUGAUCGAGAUAGGUCCACGUUUUAAUUUUUCCACUGCUUUCUCAACAAAUUGCGUUAAUAUAUGUCAAAAUGUUGGCUUGAAUCAUGUGAAUCGAAUAGAGUCGUCUACUCGUUAUUUUAUUGGCCUAAAUUCAAUUACAUCACUUACAGAAAAAAUGAAGUCAGAAAUCAUUGAUUUACUCGCUGAUCGUAUGACCGAAUGUGAAUAUACCAGCCAAAAUUUACCGAUAAAUAGUUUUAAUGAACAUCUACCCAAAAGCCAAUUGCCUUGGUAUCACGUGCCUAUUUUGUCUGAUGGCCGUCAUGCGCUGGAGAAGGUUAACUCGGAACUGGGACUAGCAUUUACCGAAUGGGAUAUAGACUACUACUUUCUCCUCUUUAAAGAAGUCUUAAAAAGAGAUCCAACAACAGUAGAACUCUUCGAUUGCGCUCAGAGUAAUAGCGAGCAUUCCCGUCAUUGGUUUUUUCGUGGGAAGAUGAUCAUCGAUGGACAAGAACAACCUGACUCUUUAAUUAAAAUGAUAAUGAAUACACAAGAUCAUACAAAUACCAAUAAUACUAUUAAAUUCAGUGACAAUAGUAGUGCCAUUCGCGGUUUUUCUUACAAAUCAAUACGGCCGCAAAAAUUUAAUGAACCGAGUCGCGUCCAACUCACGGCAACAGAAUCGGAUUUAAUUUUUACAGCGGAAACACAUAAUAUGCCAACGGCAGUUGCGCCAUUCAGUGGAGCUACGACCGGUACUGGUGGCAGAUUAAGGUAUGUGCCAUUGUUAUAUGGCGAAUGCAUGGAAAUGAUGCGCAAAAAGGCUCACAAUAAAAAUAUUUGGAUUUCCAUUGACGAGACUACAGAUACGGAACAACGACUGAUAGCAAAUUUUAUAUUUGGUAUACUGGAUGUGAACGACGUUGAGGAAAAAGAUAAAUCAUAUUUACUGAAUGUUUGCGAAAUAGAUGCAGCAAAGCCACCAAUAUUGCAGCGUUCGUUAACAACUCCUUAAUUAUAUUGUGGCCUGAAGGAAUUGAAUACGAACACGCUCUGGUUGCAAUAACCGAUGCGGCGCCAUAUAUGGUUGAUGCAAUGAGAUCUUUGAAGACUUUGUUUUACAAGAUGCUUCAUGUAACAUGUUUCGCGCAUGGCCUUCACCGUGUUUGCGAAUUUAUUCGUAGCAAAUACGAAGACGCUUAUAUCGUGCAUAAAAUCAAUUUUCGUAAAGGUACCAUCUCGCCGAAAGAAAUUUAAAACAACGUAUCCUCAACUACCAUUGCCACCAAUCAACAAUACGUUGGGGCACUUGGCUGAAGGCAGCCGAAUAUUACAACGAGAACUUUUUUGAAAUAAAAUCCUUGGUAGAGAGCUUGAGUGAUGCAGACAGCGAAUCGAUUCGCAUCGCUAAAAAUUUGCUUGCAAACGAUACAUUUGUUAGUGACUAACAGCCGCACUCAGAGUCGUUUAAUGAUUACUUAAGGUGUCCCUCAGUAACGAUUUGAAAAAAUUCCCUCUCAGAGUCAGCUAAUGUUUCAUUAACGGCAUUUAAUGAACAUUAAAAUUUUUAAAAUAGUGGAAAAAUGUCCGAUCUAGAAGACUUCAUGGACUUUGCGGAUUAUGUAAGAAGGCACAGGGAAGUGGGAUUGAGGCGCUAUCUUCGAGAUUAUUCUGAUCCUUUCACGAAGUACUCAAAUCGGGAAUUCCAUGCACGAUAUAGAUUUACGCCUGAAACUAUUAAGAAUGUUAUUUUGCCUUUGGUGUCUUCUGAGUUGGAUAAGCCAACCAGAAGAGGAUUACCAUUUCACCCGGAAAUAAUGUUAUUGGUAACACUUCGAUAUUAUGCCACUGGCAGUUUUCAGAAACUGGAUGGAGAUGUGAUGAACAUAUGUCAACAGUCAGUUUCGCGAAUAAUUUUUCAAGUCUCUACUUCAAUAGCGCGAAAAACCAAAGACCUCGUUAAAUUUCCAUCUACUGCAGAAGAAUUUAAUAGAGUAAAGUAGGGCCAUAUUUUGUAUUCUGAAUUUCGUUAAUACAUAAUAAGUAUUUUUACAUACUAUGUAUAAAAAUGCUUAAUUAUUGUUGCACAUUUUUAUUUGUAGGCAACAGUUUUAUGAAUUGGCUCAUUUUCCUGGAGUAAUUGCGUGCGUAGAUUGCACACAUAUUAAAAUAAGAAGCCCAGGAGGAUUAUCUG